Molecule: messenger RNA, 626 nt
Organism: Cucumis sativus (cucumber)
Lineage: Eukaryota; Viridiplantae; Streptophyta; Magnoliopsida; Cucurbitales; Cucurbitaceae
Product: transcription factor PRE3
Exons: 2
Coding region: 167-439 (90 amino acids)
Biological process (GO): regulation of DNA-templated transcription; regulation of growth
Molecular function (GO): protein dimerization activity
Source: RefSeq, a predicted model, not a curated record
CACCUGCCUUCUUCUUCUUCUUCCCUCUUCACAUUCUCCAAACUCUUCAUCUUUUUCCUCAAUACCCCUUUUUAGAUUCCAUUUUCAUAUAGCUCAACAGAAUUCAAAAUCCCAUCCAAAAAAACAUAUAUUAUUGUUAUUAUAUAUAUAUAUAUAUUAUAUCAAUAUGUCUGGUAGAUCUCGUUCAAGACAAUCAAGUAGUGUAAGAAUCAGUGACGAGCAAAUCACUGAUCUUGUUCACAAAUUGCAGCAACUCCUGCCUGAGAUUCGUAAUCGUCACUCAGACAAGGUUUCAGCAGCAAAGGUCUUGCAAGAGACAUGCAAUUACAUUAGAAGCUUACAUAGAGAAGUGGAUGAUCUGAGUGAAAGACUGUCGGAGUUGUUGGCCACAUCGGACACAGCUCAAGCCGCCAUUAUUAGAAGCUUGCUCACUCAGUGACUCAGUACUCAUGACCAUAUUAUAUUAUAUAUAUAAUCAUAUCAUGUGGUUGUUAUAAAUAAUAAAUCGAAGUUUUCUUUGUUUAAUUAGGGUUUUCUUUUCUUUUCUUUUCUUUUUGUUUUGCGUAUACAUCUUUCUUCUUCCAUAGAUCCAUCACUAAAGUUUGAAUUAAGGUAAAUUAUGUGCA